This is a messenger RNA of Alnus glutinosa, 1317 nucleotides long. RefSeq names its product protein transport protein SEC31 homolog B-like. The annotation marks the transcript as partial. NCBI's taxonomy places the organism in Eukaryota, Viridiplantae, Streptophyta, Magnoliopsida, Fagales, Betulaceae. Gene Ontology annotation, molecular function: structural molecule activity. The transcript has 5 exons. Gene Ontology annotation, biological process: COPII-coated vesicle cargo loading; endoplasmic reticulum to Golgi vesicle-mediated transport; intracellular protein transport. The record is from RefSeq and is a predicted model, not a curated record. Gene Ontology annotation, cellular component: endoplasmic reticulum exit site; COPII vesicle coat.
UGAUGGUUCAGAACCAUUGCCGCAAGAACCGGAUGAAAUUGACCAGAGUGCUGACCCAACAUUUGAUGAUGGUGUCCAACAUGCUUCAAUUGUUGGAGAUUACAAGGGGGCAGUUGCACAGUGCAUAUCUGCAAAUAAAAUGGCCGAUGCUUUAGUUAUUGCUCACUUUGGUGGUGCAUCCUUGUGGGAGAGCACACGUGAUCAAUACUUUAGGAUUAGCCGUUCACCUUACCUAAAGGUUGUUUCUGCUAUGGUGAACAAUGAUCUCUUGAGCAUUGUAAAUACCAGACCCCUGAAAUCCUGGAAAGAAACACUUGCUCUUCUCUGUAGUUUUGCGCAGAGGGAGGAAUGGACCACACUCUGUGGCAUACUUGCUUCUAAACUCAUGGCUGCGGGUAACACUUUGGCUGCUACUCUUUGUUAUAUCUGUGCUGGAAAUAUUGAUAAAACUCUGGAAAUUUGGUCGAGGAGUCUUCAAACUGAGCAUGAUGGGAAAUCCUAUGUUGAUCUUGUUCAGGAUUUGAUGGAAAAGACCAUUGUGCUUGCCUUGGCAACUGGGCAAAAACGAUUCAGUGCAUCUUUGUGUAAGCUGGUUGAGAAAUAUGCUGAAAUUUUAAGAAGUCAAGGGCUUUUAACAGCAGCAUUGGAGUGCCUUAAACUUUUGGGUUCUGAUGAAUUGCCGCCUGAACUUGUGAUCUUAAGGGAUCAUAUUGCAUUCUCUGCAGAACCUGUCCAUCAAAAGCCUGUCAUUGCAACAUUGACAAGGCUUUCCAAUGAGAAGUCAAAGCUGGGAGGUUCACGUGCAAAUCCAGCUAACAAGCGUAAAAUAGAAGUCAAUUCUAGGAAAUCAGGGGCCUCUUUUGCAAAACUCAAUAGUGGGGACUUAGCAUCUCGGGCUCGUCAAGGCAUCAACCAAAAGAGUAUGCUGUUGUUGCCCCCUUCACGGAUGAGCAAACAACCUCUAAGACUUCGUACCGCAAGGAAAAAGUUAGAAUUUUUUGACAUGAAAUCUGGUGGUAUCACUGGUAUGGCAUUUUUCUGAAACAUUAUGCUCACUGUCUUUUUUUUUUUUUUUCAAAUGACUUCAGGGCCAUAGUGUAAGUUGCCCCCUUUCUCUUUAUGUAAAUAGCUCUAAUGUCAAUGAUCUUGGGAUCCUUGGGUGAUUUGGUUUCUGCUCGUAUAAGAUUGUUCAAAGCCGUUUGGGGCUCUUAUUUUGUAUUGUUGUCUGCAAUCGGCAUGUAUAAUGAUAUCUGGAAAUUAGUAGAAUCUCAUUGUAUUGAUAUUGACAUGGUAGCAACCAUCAUCUAAGAGAUCUGA